Molecule: messenger RNA, 497 nt
Organism: Scaptodrosophila lebanonensis
Lineage: Eukaryota; Metazoa; Arthropoda; Insecta; Diptera; Drosophilidae
Exons: 2
Coding region: 7-429 (140 amino acids)
Source: RefSeq, a predicted model, not a curated record
GCAAAUAUGGCCGAACUAAAUGUGAAUCAACAGAUUAAACCCGAUGCCAAGCAGAAUGCUGAUAAAAGCCAGGUCGUCCAAGUGCAGGCAGUUCCGGCGGCUCUGCAGGAACUGAAAAAACUGCAGGAAGAACAGAGAAAGGAAGAGGAUGAGGAAGAUCACGACGAGCAGAAACUGCAGGUAAAAUCGGAAGUGCUGAACGCGAUAGAACUUCCAGAAGUGGUGGAACAGCCGAAACCGCAAACAAUAAACGAAAUCGAACCUAAAAGUGAGGAGUCCGACACGGAAAGCAGCACCAGCACCAGCGACGGAGAGGUUGGCCCGUACUUGAGCGAGGAAGAGGAGUACGAGGACUACGGCGAUGAUUUAGAUCAGGAGAUCUAUUUUGAUGACGAUGCCCAAUUAGAGGACUAUGAACAUUUUUUUUAACUCAACCGAAAACCAUGUUGGCAUCGGGACAAACAACUUUUUAACGAAUUAAACAGACUGCAUGACAG